AUGUCCGCCUUAAUCGAUAUCAAGGCACUCGCCAUAUUCAAGAGAUACAACACGCUUUAUUUCUGGUCGCUGUUGGUUACAUCCUGGGGUAUCAUUUUCCACUCUAUAGCGGUCAUGUUGAAGUGGUUCGUGGCGAGCUGUCCAUGGGAACUCCAUUAUUCCUUUUCCGGCUUCGGAUGGUGUACACGCUCACAUCCUGGCGUGUGGUUGACGGUCUUUCACGUCUACGAACGAAUACAAUUAGUUGUAUUCAUAGUUCAGGAGCUCAUCAUUUCGAUCAUAUACAUCCGUGCUGCCGUGAUUUGGCUCUCCCCAAGUGAUCCGCAGGGCACGCGACAUACAAAACACUUUCUCAUAUGGCUCAACAUUUUGUGUAUCGCUCUCGAUUUUGCCAUUGUUGCUGAAGUUUCUGCCAACGAGUGGGUAUACGAAGAAGCCUCGCAGUCCCUAGCAUACGCGAUUAAGCUGACGCUUGAAUUUGCCGUUCUCAACAAAGUCAUGGAGGUCUACCGCAACGGUCCCGGUGGCUGUGCAACUUGUCAUCGUAAACUCGGUUCAAGGAGCCUCGCGAGUAUUCCUAGCAGUCCACAGUACCAUCCAAAAGCGAGGCAGGGCAGCGAAUCAAGAGGGAGAAACUUCUUGAAGGCUUCUUGGCCAAAGAGCAAACCUAAAUCGCCCGAGAACUCGGAACCCUUUGAUGAAGAGGGAAUGAUAUUGAGUCCCCUGGCGAUUGAUGUUGUCACAAAGAUCGAUGCUGUGUCAACGCACGCAGUGAAAAGACAUGAUGAGCAUCCUGCGGCUAAGGGUACUGCUGGAGCUUCUGGCGUCACUACAGACAUUGUGGCUAGGAACAGCGAUGACAACGUUCGACAUGACUCAUUCUAG
Bacidia gigantensis is the source of this 885-nucleotide messenger RNA. RefSeq lists its product as uncharacterized. The coding region runs from base 1 to 885 and encodes 294 amino acids. NCBI's taxonomy places the organism in Eukaryota, Fungi, Ascomycota, Lecanoromycetes, Lecanorales, Ramalinaceae. The record is from RefSeq and is a predicted model, not a curated record. The transcript has 2 exons.